AUGUUCCCUUGGGGCGAUAGUGACUCUGAGCUCAUAGAGGUCCAAGGUCCACGCGCUGCCAUUGCCAAACCCAAAUCCUUCCAUGCGCACGGUGUUCAUUUUUGGGAGAUUGGUUCUGACAAGAGGUUGGCAGGUGCAAUCUUGCAUCACUGUCGGUCUGGCAUUGGGAAACUACGUGCAUGCACUGGAGGGGACCAAUUGGCGCUCUUCAAGAUAGGGAUCACACAUGACUACGAUUCCCGUUUUGAUCUUUACAGGUCACAUGGUUGGGAGAAAAUGCUUGUUCUUUUUUAUUCUUCAGAUUUGGGACAAGUGGAAAUGCUGGCCCCUGCAAAGCAUGUAGCGGCCAUUGCUGCUGCAUUUGCCAAGACCUCGAGUGACGGAGCGCUCAGUGCUAUCGCAAGAUGUCCACAGAAUGAUGCUGAACGAGCCAUGCAAAAGGCACUCUGCAAAUUUGACUUAACCUUAGAUGCUCCUGUCACAUAUGUGAAUGUUGGAGAGCAGUGCUUGGUCCCGUGCUUGAAACCAACGGACUAUGUACGUACUCUCAAUGAACGUGGCUAUCUUCAUCGACUGAUUGGCUGCCCAAUAGAUUCUAGUGCUGGGGCCCUGUCAGAGUUCUGGGCUCGGCUCUCCAAAGCUGAACCUCAGUUGGAGGUUUGUCAAGACUUGGCGGAUGGCCUGGUGGAUCCACGAACAUUGAUACCAGUGUACAUACAUGGUGAUGGGGGCAGGACAUACAAACAUGACGAGCUGAUGAUUUUCCAGUUUCAACCAUGCAUGGGGCAUGGAACGAUGCAUUCCCGCCCAGUCAAGCCAAACUCAAUUGGUGUAUCUUUGAAAGGGCAUUCCUUCACCACCCGUUUCCUCUUUGGAGUGUUGCAAAAGGCAAUCUACUCGAAUGACCCGUCCACAUUUGAGCGAUUCUUGGAGCACAUGGCCUUGGAUCUCCAGUCUUUGUACCAUGUUGGGGUCAAACAUGAGAGGACCGGAGUUGUAUUCAAAUUCUGUGUGAUUGGGGUCAAGGGCGAUUUGCCCUUCCUAGCCAAAGCUGGCAACAUGAAUCGGACUUUUCUUCACAUCAGGAAGCGACCAUUUCUGCCGCACUCGCCGGAAGAUCCCCCAUCAUUCUUCAAGUUGGAUGUUCUUCACCUCUACCAUCUUGGUGUUGGCCGAGACUUUGGAGCAUCCAGCCUCGUGUACCUUAUGACCCUGUAUGAAGCUGAAAGUAUCCCCAAGGCUAUUGAGAAGCUCAACUCAGAUUUCAAAUCCUUUCUGCUUUCUAGCAAGAAGGUUGUGCACUUCAAGCAGAUCACAAAAGAUCUACUUGGCUACAUUUCUUCAAAAGCUUACCCGGUUGGGCAUUGGAACAAGGCAAUGGACACCCCUGUAGUUGUACAAUUCGCAGAGUGGCUUGUAGAAAAGUUUGGUGGUGAAUCCACCCCUGAUUUGCUGAUCCGGAGUGGUUGCAAAGCCAUUGGUGUCUGUAUGAGGACGAUGUUGUCUUCAGCUUUGUGGCUGGAUCGGUCAGAAGCAAAGAUCGUUGGGGAUGCAGCCCUGCAUUUUGCGCAGUGCUAUGGAAAGCUGGUACACUACUUUUCAAGGAAGGUCAGUGCUUGUACAAUUUGGUGCCAAAACUACAUCUUUGGCACCAUCUCGCACUAA
Messenger RNA from Durusdinium trenchii, 1665 nucleotides. Lineage: Eukaryota; Dinophyceae; Suessiales; Symbiodiniaceae. The record is from the annotation of a GenBank genome assembly.